AUGGAGCAUGAGAGAAAGGGCAAUGCUGACUCUGAUGAGAAAGUGGUGGUUGACAAUGCGGGUUUGGGUAAUUCUAGGGGUGGGGUAGCGGCAACGUCAGAAGAAGAGAGGUUAAGCCAUCAGGCGCAUGUGGGGGGCGAGGCUGGGCCCAGCGGUCGAGCGCUGAGCGACAGCCCUGAGAAUGUGAUCACAGUCGAUCGAACAGGGCUUCAGAAAGAGCUGGAGCAUCUGCAUGGGCAAGUCCCGGGGAAAGAGGAGGAGACCCCGCUGGCGAAGCACCUGAAGACGCUGAUUAAGUUCCGAGGGGGGCCAAUCACGCUCGCAGAGUACAUGAAGGAGGUUCUCACCAACCCAAGCGACGGCUUCUACAUGAAUCGAGACGUUUUUGGCACCAAGGGCGACUUCGUGACAUCACCAGACAUCAGCCAGAUGUUUGGGGAGUUGCUCGGGAUCUGGGCGGUCGUCCUGUGGCAGCAGAUGGGUCAGCCCAGGGAGGUCAAUUUGGUGGAGCUCGGCCCGGGCAGGGGGGCGCUCAUGGCCGACCUUAUGCGAGGCACCGCCCAAUUCGGUGCAUUCACCUCCGCUCUGCGAGUUCACCUCGUCGAAGUAAGCCCCGCCCUUCGAGACCUCCAAAGCAAGAAGCUCCAGUGUCAAGAACCAGGGCCCAGGCCCAGUGCUUCCGGACGUGACACCGACGCAGGGCCGUCUGUGAGCGGGAUCUCGGGCGUGCCGGUGACGUGGCACUCGAGCCUCGAGGACGUGCCACGUGGCCCAAUGAUUGCGAUUGGGCACGAGUUCCUGGACGCACUCCCAGUGCACCAGUUUCAGCGCACUGAGCUGGGCUGGUGCGAACGGCUAGUGGACGUUGCCCCGGACUGGAGUCAAAGACACUUACGACUAGUGCUCUCAAAAGGCCCUACCGUUGCGGCAAAGGUCUACCUCAAGAAACGGCUAGAAACGCUUUCCAUCGUGGAGCAAAAGAAUAACCCGGUCAUCGAAGUUUGCCCCGGGGCCGUCGACUUAGCGAAGGAGCUGUCGAAACGGAUCGGGGAGGACGGGGGCGGGGCGUUGCUGAUCGAUUAUGGGGAUGAUAAGCUGGCCGGAGACAGCCUGCAGGCGAUCAAGGAGCAUAAGUUCGUGGACUUGUUGCACGCUCCAGGAACUGCGGACCUGAGCGCGUGGGUCGACUUUGCGGCAGUCAAGACGGCUGCCGCAGAAAGCGGAGCGGACGUGCAAUCCUACGGGCCCAUCACGCAGACGCAGCUUCUGGCCCAGCUGGGUAUCAACACGCGCGUCGAGAAGCUUUUGGAGACUGCUACCGAGGAAGAAGCCGAGGCUCUAGAGCAGGCGUACCUGCGCCUGGUCGGCGACCAACCGGGCGACGAAAAGGCGGGGACACCGCCCGGAAUGGGCGCCAAGUAUAAGGCGGUGGUUAUUGCGAAGAAAGCACAGGGGCCGCCGUUUCCGUUCACGUGAUAAGCACGCUUUGACGGUGUUGACUCUGCUAUUGGCAAACUGGUUUGAGGACACGGACUAAGACAGGUGAACACGAAUAGCUCAGUGUCUCUCUGAUGCGCGUCGAUUGAAAAAGGUCUGUUUAGUAGCAACUUCCUCUUCUGGAAACCACGCUCAUUGCAGAGUUCGAAAUGAUUUGGUACGCAUUGCGCGCGUAUGUGGCCAAGCUUCGAAUUGAGAACGAGUCAACGAUCAAGCCUGGCUAAGUUCAUGGCGGUGCAACUUGGCAAGCCGUAGGAUAGUCCGGCCCGCAGACACCUCGCCCUAUGCAAUGAUUUUGCACUCCAUACAGAGACGGUCG
Klebsormidium nitens is the source of this 1816-nucleotide messenger RNA. Lineage: Eukaryota; Viridiplantae; Streptophyta; Klebsormidiophyceae; Klebsormidiales; Klebsormidiaceae. The record is from the annotation of a GenBank genome assembly.